AUGAAACCAUAUAUAGGCAUACCUCUUGUGGCCGGACUUGUCUAUCGAGCUUGGUCACGCAAAUCCCUUACCCCGCUUGGCCUGGUCGCUGCGGCAUGUUCAGCCUCCGCUCACGCUCUCCACCCAUGGUCGGCACCAGUCGCGCUCCUUGCGGUAUUCUAUUUUGGCGGAACUAAAGUCACAAAGGUAAAACAUGAAAUCAAGUCGCAUUUGACACUCUCCGCAACCGGUGCGGAAGGUGGUGAAGGCCCCCGGAAUCAUAUCCAAGUUCUAGCAAACUCCAUUGUUGCUACCAUAUUAUCGAUCGCUCAUGCGGUUGUCCUGUCCAAAACAACAGGCACCGAAUCGUGUUUCUCACUCGGUCAGAAUGCGGCUGAUAUCUUGAUGGUUGGGAUUGUAGCAAAUUACGCCGCUGUCGCUGCUGACACCUUCUCCUCCGAGCUCGGCAUUCUCUCCAAAUCCAAACCCCGCCUGAUAACCUCGUUGAAUCUUCGUCAAGUCCCUCCCGGUACAAAUGGUGGUGUUACCGCGGUUGGUCUCGGAGCUGGUCUUCUGGGAUCAUUCAUUGUUUCUGCGACAUCUGCUGCGGUCCUUCCGUUCUGUGCCAAUGCCGGAUUGAAGGACCGGGCUCUGUGGACCAUAGCUAUGACACUUUGGGGUACAUUGGGCAGUGUUCUUGACAGUGUCCUUGGUGGGCUUUUGCAGGCUAGUGUUGUCGAUAAGAGGAGCGGAAAGGUUGUAGAGGGGAGUGGUGGUAGGAAGGUUCUCAUUCAUCCCUCUACGGGCAAGCCGGUCGUUGCUGAUCGCACUGCCAAAGCCACCGGUAGCAUACAUAACGCUGCAUUGCGCGGCACCCAGGUGACAAAUGUCGUCGAGGAAAGUCACGAAAGUCGUCGUCUUGAAACUGGUCAUGACUGGCUAGACAACAAUGGCGUCAAUCUUCUCAUGGCUGCUACUAUGAGUUUCGGGGCCAUGGGUAUUGCACAGUGGUUCUGGGGGUUGGAUGUGUUUGAGUUACUGGUGUAA
This is a messenger RNA of Penicillium robsamsonii, 1026 nucleotides long. Its product is annotated as DUF92 domain-containing protein. The transcript has 4 exons. Gene Ontology annotation, cellular component: membrane. The record is from RefSeq and is a predicted model, not a curated record. NCBI's taxonomy places the organism in Eukaryota, Fungi, Ascomycota, Eurotiomycetes, Eurotiales, Aspergillaceae. The coding region runs from base 1 to 1026 and encodes 341 amino acids.